AAAAAAAAAAAAAAAAAAGGGGUUUAAAAAUCCCUGUUACAGUGCCUGGCUUGUGUACUGUGGUAGGGCAGGCUGGGUCUCAUUGAUCAUCGUCACCAUCGUCAACGCAAAUACUAGACAGAGAGGUCAAAUUUCGUCUGAGAAUCCGUUGGCCAUGUCCAGGGCUCGAGUUUACGCGGACAUCAACGUUCACCGCCCCAGAGAUUACUGGGAUUACGAAUCUCUCGCCGUUCAGUGGGGUGAUCAAGAUGAUUAUGAGGUUGUUCGAAAAGUUGGAAGGGGAAAAUACAGCGAGGUCUUUGAAGGUAUAAAUAUCACCAACAAUGAAAAAUGUGUCAUCAAGAUCCUUAAACCUGUCAAGAAAAAGAAAAUAAAGAGAGAGAUUAAAAUAUUGCAGAAUCUUUGUGGAGGCCCAAAUAUCGUGAAGUUGCUUGAUAUUGUCAGAGAUCAGCAUUCAAAAACUCCCAGUUUGAUAUUUGAAUACGUAAACAGUACAGAUUUCAAAAUUCUGUACCCCACACUAUCGGAUUAUGACAUACGCUAUUAUAUAUAUGAGCUCCUCAAGGCAUUGGAUUACUGCCAUUCUCAAGGCAUAAUGCAUAGGGACGUCAAGCCUCACAAUGUUAUGAUUGACCAUGAGCUGCGGAAGCUUCGCUUGAUUGAUUGGGGUCUUGCUGAAUUUUACCAUCCUGGCAAAGAAUACAAUGUACGAGUAGCGUCAAGGUAUUUUAAGGGGCCUGAACUCCUUGUCGAUUUGCAAGACUACGAUUAUUCAUUAGACAUGUGGAGCCUUGGAUGUAUGUUUGCAGGAAUGAUAUUCCGCAAGGAGCCAUUCUUCUAUGGCCAUGACAAUCAUGACCAGUUAGUCAAAAUUGCAAAGGUUCUUGGAACAGAUGAAUUAAAUGCAUAUUUGAACAAGUAUCAUCUCGUGCUUGAUCCUCAGCUUGAUGCUCUUGUUGGGAGGCACAGCAGGAAGCCUUGGUCUAAAUUUAUUAAUGCAGACAACCAGCAUCUUGUUUCACCAGAGGCCAUCGAUUUCCUGGAUAAGCUUCUUCGUUAUGAUCAUCAGGAUAGGCUUACGGCAAGAGAAGCAAUGGCUCAUCCAUACUUCUUUCAGGUGAGAAGUGCUGAAAAUAGCAGGAUCCGGACACAGUAGUAAGGCACAUGUGGGUCCUUUUUAGUGAACUUGUACUAGUCAAGCUUUAUUGAUUGGGGUGAAUUUAUCACCAAAUGAAAUACUAGUUGCCUAAAUUAGGUUCUGGGUGGCAGCUAAAUUUUUUGUAUGCUGGUGUUUAUAAAGUUUAGAUAAGUUUGUGAUUGUAACUCUUAUCUAUUAUAUAUAUAUAUAUAUAUAUAUGGAAUUCCUUU
Ziziphus jujuba (common jujube) is the source of this 1368-nucleotide messenger RNA. Its product is annotated as casein kinase II subunit alpha-2. NCBI's taxonomy places the organism in Eukaryota, Viridiplantae, Streptophyta, Magnoliopsida, Rosales, Rhamnaceae. Gene Ontology annotation, cellular component: nucleus; protein kinase CK2 complex; cytosol. The transcript has 10 exons. The record is from RefSeq and is a predicted model, not a curated record. Gene Ontology annotation, biological process: protein phosphorylation. Bases 155 to 1156 code for a protein of 333 amino acids. Gene Ontology annotation, molecular function: protein serine/threonine kinase activity; ATP binding.